Messenger RNA from Castor canadensis (American beaver), 1365 nucleotides. Lineage: Eukaryota; Metazoa; Chordata; Mammalia; Rodentia; Castoridae. The record is from RefSeq and is a predicted model, not a curated record.
AUGGAGGAUGAGCAUGUUAGAAUUUGGAAGAUCUUGGAGACUGUACCCUGGAAUGUGCACACUUCAGAAAGGGGUCACAGGAAACACGACAAGGUGUCCGGCAGCGGUCCUUCCUUACGCCCACCCUUCCUGCCCCGGGGUCCGGGCUCCGAGCUCAGCGAGAGGCGGAGACUGCGGGGGUCGUCAGACACCCGGGUCGCCCAGCCCCCAGCCCCGGUGGGAUUGCGGCCCCGCCCCGCCGCCACCGCCACUGCCACCGCCACCCGGGCGCACGCGAGGUCGCGCGGACGCGGGUCAGGCGGUGACUGGAGCCGCCGCGCCGCGGGCCCGCUCCGCCCCCGGCCCGCCUUCCUCCCGCCCGCCCUCCGCCUCCGCCCGCGCCGCGCUAGCGUCCCGGUGUCGUCCCCAGCGCCCGGAGCCGCCGGCCGCCCGCCCGCGCCCGCGCCCGCGCCCGCGCCAGCCAGAAGUGACGAAGUUUACUGGAGUGAAAUGGAGGCCUCAGUAAUAUUACCCAUACUGAAGAAAAAGCUGGCCUUCCUUUCAGGAGGAAAGGACAGACGAAGUGGCCUCAUUCUGACAAUUCCAUUAUGCCUUGAACAGACAAAUAUGGAUGAGCUAAGUGUCACUUUGGAUUACCUACUCAGCAUUCCAAGUGAAAAGUGUAAGGCUAGAGGAUUUACCGUGAUUGUGGAUGGUAGAAAAUCGCAGUGGAAUGUGGUGAAAACAGUAGUCUUAAUGCUACAGAAUGUUGUUCCAGCUGAGGUGUCCCUUGUUUGUGUAGUGAAGCCAGAUGAAUUCUGGGAUAAGAAAGUAACACAUUUUUGUUUCUGGAAAGAAAAAGAUAGACUUGGCUUUGAGGUUAUUUUAGUGUCUGCCAAUAAAUUGACUCGUUACAUAGAACCAUGCCAGUUAACAGAAGAUUUUGGUGGCAGUCUCACCUAUGAUCACAUGGACUGGUUAAAUAAGAGACUGGUGUUUGAGAAGUUUACAAAGGAAUCUACAUCAUUAUUAGAUGAACUUGCUUUGAUUAACAAUGGAAGUGAUAAAGGAAAUCAGCAAGAGAAAGAAAGGUCUGUCGAUUUAAACUACCUUCCAUCGGUUGAUCCUGAAACAGUUCUUCAGACAGGGCAUGAAUUGUUAUCCGAAUUACAGCAGCGUCGCUUUAAUGGCUCUGAUGGAGGGGUCUCAUGGUCUCCUAUGGAUGAUGAACUCCUUGCACAGCCACAGGUUAUGAAAUUAUUAGACUCACUCCGAGAGCAAUAUACUCGCUACCAGGAAGUUUGUAGACAGCGUAGUAAGCGCACACAGUUAGAAGAGAUUCAGCAGAAGGUCAUGCAGGUAGGUGUCUGGUUUGAAUACAUCUAA